Manihot esculenta (cassava) is the source of this 2603-nucleotide messenger RNA. Its product is annotated as nucleobase-ascorbate transporter 6. Gene Ontology annotation, cellular component: membrane. The coding region runs from base 347 to 2452 and encodes 701 amino acids. Lineage: Eukaryota; Viridiplantae; Streptophyta; Magnoliopsida; Malpighiales; Euphorbiaceae. Gene Ontology annotation, biological process: transmembrane transport. The transcript is spliced from 15 exons. The record is from RefSeq and is a predicted model, not a curated record. Gene Ontology annotation, molecular function: transmembrane transporter activity.
UACGGGAAAUAGGGUAGCACAUGAGCCCACUCGUCAACCCUAUGUCAAUAUGCUUGUUCCCAUUGUUGGUCUGAGCUAAUUGACCUUCUCCGGGGAAGUUCCGACUUUCUUCUACUGCUGUGUAGCUUCCCCUUCCCGGAGCUUCCUUCCUAGCCCGGAAUGUGGGUGUAGCCUUCCCUCAUUUCUGUGUUGGGUGUAAACAUUCCUUUUGUUUUUUUUAUGUGGCAGAUCCAAGCUUCGUUGAGAAGGGGUUCUUUAGAGAUCUGUGUUUCUUCCUUUUCCUUGUUUUCUGCUUUGUUUUUACAGGUUUCGUUAUUCUGGGUGCGAAGGUAGUCUUUGGAACUGUAUGAACCAAAUCUGCUCUCGAGCAACAAUGGAAGACAAUGGGAUAUUCAUCCCAAGCUGUCCUUCUUCUCCCCCAAGCGACCCUUCUUCUUCUUCCCAAUGUAAAUCGCCAUCACCAUCACCAUCAGCAUCACCGUCACCAGCACCAACAAAGUCACAGUUAUCACGGAAUCGAUCUCUCCGGAAAAAGGAGCUGACAGGAAAGGCUUCGAAAGAGUAUAUGAGCAAACAGCCUCCAUUGAAGCCGAGUCUACCUGAAGUCAACGAUGAAGAUCCAAGUUGGAGUGAUCCGAUUCUUUAUCUCACUGGACUUCAGCAAAGCCUGGUGUUAACCUGGACUGCUAUGAUCAGUCCCUACAUGCUGGCCGCCGUCGCGGGUGGUGGAAAUGAGGGGAAGGCGGAGGCAAUACAGAGUUCGCUAUUUACGGCGGGCAUAAACACAAUCUUGCAGAUUAUUUGUGGUUCUCAGCUUCCUGUGAUGAUGAAAACAUCCGACGCUUUCAUAAACUCAGCCAUCUUCAUUGCUAUUUCGACUAACAAUAAGUUCAGUGCCACACUUCCUCCACGUCAGAGGUUUAAAUUAUGCAUGAGACGGAUACAAGGAGCAAGUAUUAUUGGGUCCAUCCUCCAAAUCAUCAUUGGUUUCUCUGGUCUCGGAGUGAUCUUCGCAAGUCGCAUUGGAUUUGUGGUUUCUAUUCCUCUAAUUAGUCUCACCGGACUCGAGCUCUAUAAACGUGGAUUCCCACAGCUGGUGAAAUGUAUUGAAAUUGGACUCCUAGCAGCGUUUACCCUAAUUUCCUCAACACAGUUGGCUUCCCAUGUUUGGAAAUCAGAAAAAAAUAUAGGUAGGCGAAUGGGCGUCACAAUCUCCAUCGCAUUUGCAUGGGCCGCUGCACACAUUAUGACUCUUUCAGGUAUACAUGAUAAUACAUCUCAACAAAGACAAACCAGCUGUCGUACUUAUCGUACUGGCCUCAUUAGCGCUGCACAUUGGAUAAAUAUACAAAUGAUAAAUCCAUUUCAAUGGGGCUACCCCACUUUUGAAGUUGGCGAUGCAUUUUUAAUGAUGGCGGCUUCUGUGGUUGCCACUAUUGAGUCUGUGGGUUCAUUUUGUGCCUCAUCAAGACAUACGGGUGAAAUUCGUGUGUCCCCUCCAACAUCCGACCAUCCAAAGUCUGCUCAAACUUCUUUUCGCUCAGAAGGGGUAGAGAGUGCCUUGCCGAUUAAACCAAGUAUCCUCCGCAAUGCAAUAGGCUUCCAGGGAAUUGGAACAUUAAUUGAUGCAGUGUUUGGAGCGGGACUUGGCUCCACCGUUUCAAGUGAACUCGCAGGUUUAUUAGGAUUAACAAAGCUGGGCGGGUUGAAGAGUGUGUUUGUAGCAGCAAUUCUUCUCCUUCUAUUUUCCACGCUAGGAAAACUUGCUGUCAUUCUCGCUUCUAUACCCAUGCCAAUUGUGGCAGCCCUGUAUAUCGUCUUCUUUCCUUACGUGGUUACAAGUGGACUUGAAGAUAUCCAUUACUGCAAUUUGAAUAGAUUCAGGACAAGGUUCAUUCUUGGAUUUGCUCUCUUCAUGGGUCUCUCCAUGAAUCAGUACUUCGAUACAUAUGAUGUAUUUUCUGGUCAGCCCCUUCCUAAUGCUAGCUCCUCCUGGUUCAAAAAUUUAAUGCAAGUGAUUUUCUCAUCCCCACCAACAACUGCAACUAUUUUUGCUUCCCUUUUUGAUCUUAUCCUUCCUAGACCCUCCGUUGAAGAAGGAGAGGAGAAAAAAGAAGAUGCGAAGGAGCCACCAAAACCGAAAAUGCCAGAAAAGCCGAAGGAGACGGAGAAGCCAUUUUACGGGGGUUACGGGGGUCCUUACGAGGGUCGCGGGGGUUACGGGGGUUACGGGGGUUACGGGGGUACACCAAAGGUAAGGGGAAUGCUACCAAUAGUGCCGGCUCCACCAGAGGUAAGGGAAACAACAAUCCCAGAGCCACAAAAGUCAUUGCCAUUGCCGAAGAAGGAGGUGAUGGAGCCGCCAUUAGCGGAGGAUUUGAAGUCUUUUAUUGAUGAAAAUCAUUCAGCGAGUUCUGCCAUGAAGAAACUAUUCUCGGCAAAACAUAGGUAGGCUUGAAUGUAUUCAGCAUAGCAUAGGUAUUUACCAAUUCACUUAGCAAGUGAGUUUAUUAUGUAUUAAUCGUAAUUGAUAUAAACUCGGUUGUUUAUUUGUUGCAAUACUUGCUAUGCAUCUCGGUUUUGUUAUAAUUUGUUGUCAUCCA